This is a messenger RNA of Centruroides sculpturatus (bark scorpion), 369 nucleotides long. RefSeq names its product adhesion G-protein coupled receptor D1-like. The transcript is spliced from 4 exons. Gene Ontology annotation, molecular function: G protein-coupled receptor activity. Gene Ontology annotation, cellular component: membrane. Gene Ontology annotation, biological process: cell surface receptor signaling pathway; adenylate cyclase-activating G protein-coupled receptor signaling pathway. The record is from RefSeq and is a predicted model, not a curated record. Lineage: Eukaryota; Metazoa; Arthropoda; Arachnida; Scorpiones; Buthidae. Bases 34 to 369 code for a protein of 111 amino acids.
UUUUUCAGUUGUUGGUUAUCCAUACAAAGAGGAAUGUUAAUCUCUUUUAUAGUGCCGAUGUCUCUUCUUAUAUUGAUAAAUACAGUUUUCAUGAUUUUGGUAUUGAAAACGUUCUUUCAACAAAGACCAGUGACACACAUGUCAGAAAUAGAAAAAACCAGGGUAUCAUUAAGAGCCGGUGUGACAUUAUUGCCUUUCUUUGCUGUAAAUUGGUUCUUUGGUGUAUUAGCCCUUGAGGACACAUCCACUACCAUCUUCCAAUAUGCAUUUGCUUUUACUAAUAGUUUACAGGGAAUUCUGAUUUUCAUCUUCUACUGUUGUAUGGAUAUAGAGGUAUUAUUAUAUUCAGCUUUACUCAAUUUAUUUUAA